AUGAAUAGAGGUCUCGAAAUAUCCCCUAAUAAAACGCAGAUGAUGGUAUUCUUAAAAAGAAAGAAAAUUGCUCAUACUAAUCUCUCGGUUAAUUUGGUGGAAAUUAUUCCCUCUUCCGAUUCGGUAAGAUUUUUGGGAGUCGUUUUGGAUCCUAAAUUGUCGGGAAAAAAACAUAUGGAAUAUGUUAUAUGUAAAGAUAGACGCAAUUCAAUUACAUCAGCUUUAAGGGGCACAUGGUGA
This is a messenger RNA of Trachymyrmex septentrionalis, 240 nucleotides long. RefSeq lists its product as uncharacterized. The record is from RefSeq and is a predicted model, not a curated record. The transcript has a single exon. Lineage: Eukaryota; Metazoa; Arthropoda; Insecta; Hymenoptera; Formicidae. Bases 1 to 240 code for a protein of 79 amino acids.